UCGUACCCGAAUUUGGAGAAAAUUUGAUAUGGAUGUAGACUCAAACGAAAACAGCAGGGAUAUCGAUCUAUGCGAAACGAACACUCAACGAUUGAUUGCCGAAAGUGGUGGCCGAUGUAUGAGCACACAAGCUAUGCAAUCGCUUUAUGAUUUUCGACAGAACAAUCUUCUUUGCGACGCCGUCUUGAGACUCGAGGAUGGAGGCGUAUUUCCGAUUCACCGGGCCAUUUUAUCAGCUUGCAGUCCAUAUUUUAGAACUCUAUUCACAACCACAUUACACUCACGUGAGAAAACGGAUGUACUCUUACCUGGUGUCAGCAGCAACAUGAUGAAUCUGCUUCUCGAAUACGCUUACUUGAGAUCGAUCAAUGUGAACAAUGAGAACGUGUGCCAGUUGUUGGUCACUGCCGAUUAUUUGAAUAUCCUAGGUGUUCUCGAUUUCUGCUGCGAAUAUUUGAAACAAAAUCUGGCGCCUGAAAAUUGUAUCAGUAUCAUGAGAUUCGCCCGGGAACACUUUUGCAAGGGAUUGGAGAAUAGCGCAUACCGCUAUGUCAUGAGACAUUUUGUGCAGGUAGCUCAACGGAGCGAGGAAAUCCUCGAUUUGCCGAUUGAAGAGCUAACGACUUUAAUCGGAGCCGACGAGCUGAACGUGAAAAGCGAAGACACCGUUUGGGAUUUGGUGUUGAAAUGGAUUGAUUAUGAUCCUCAAUCGCGGAAGGAUUAUAUCGUAGAUCUGAUGAAGAAUAUUAGACUUGGCUUGUUGGACACGCAGUUCUUUCUUGAGAAUGUGAAAGAUCAUCCGUACGUUACCGGGAACGAGGCUUGCCGGCCGAUUAUAAUCGAAACCUUGAAAUUCUUGUACGAUUUGGAAAUUAUCACGCAAAAAGACGGAGAGGUACCGACGCCGAAAAUAGCACGUCCGAGGGUACCCCAUGAAAUACUGUUCGCUAUAGGUGGAUGGAGUGGCAGAAGUCCUACAAAUUUCAUAGAGACCUACGACACCAGGGCGGAUCGAUGGGUCAAGGUGGAAGAAGUAGAUCCGAUCGGACCUCGCGCGUAUCACGGAACUGCGGUGGUCGGUUUUAACAUUUACGUGAUCGGUGGCUUCGACGGUGCUGAUUAUUUUAAUAGUUGUCGUUGCUUCAAUGCUGUUACUAAAGUGUGGAGAGAAGUUGCUCCAAUGAACGCCAGAAGGUGUUAUGUUAGCGUUGCCGUACUCAACGAUUUGAUUUAUGCAAUGGGAGGAUACGACGGAUAUUAUCGGCAAAACACUGCGGAACGUUAUAAUUAUAAGACAAACCAAUGGUCUUUGAUAGCACCCAUGAAUUGUCAAAGAUCUGACGCCAGUGCGACUACUUUGAAUGAUAAAAUUUAUAUCACGGGUGGAUUCAAUGGACAUGAAUGUUUAAAUUCAGCAGAGGUAUACGAUCCAGAAACCAAUCAAUGGACUAUUAUAGCUCCAAUGAGAUCACGUAGAAGUGGAGUAUCCUGUAUAGCUUAUCAUAAUCAUGUAUAUGUUAUUGGAGGCUUCAAUGGUAUAUCAAGAAUGUGUAGUGGUGAAAAAUACAACCCUGCAACGGAUGUUUGGACACCGAUCCCGGAUAUGUACAAUUCACGCAGUAAUUUCGCAAUCGAGGUGAUCGAUGACAUGAUUUUCGCCAUUGGUGGAUUCAACGGUGUUACCACAAUAUAUCACGUCGAAUGUUAUGAUGAGAAAACGAACGAAUGGUACGAAGCAACGGAUAUGAACGUGUAUCGUUCCGCGCUUUCAGCGUGCGUAAUCAUGGGUUUGCCAAAUGUAAAUGAUUAUAUUCACAAGCACCGCGAACGUCUCAUGGAGGAGAAGCGGCAGAAACUGUUAGCACUGGAGGUGCACCGCAGUCAACAUCAACCUCAACAAGAUCAAAUGCAACAAAAUAGUGAAAAUUCGCAAUUAAGCAACGAAUUACCUAUACCACCAUCACCUCAGAUGCCUCAGAAUAUGAACACUAAUAAUGAGAAUCGACAAAAUUGAAAAAAAUAUGUAUUUUGAAAAUAUUAUGUCGAGACUAUAGGUUUUAGGGUCAGACGGACGGACGGUAAUUAGGAGCAAUAGAACGAUGAAUGUUCAAAGAUAUUAAUUGCCCUACGGUUAUGUUGAAAGAAAAUAAUGAAAAAAAUUAAUGGCAAGUAUAUUUUCAUGUGUCUUAUAUUUUCGAUUCAUUAACGAUUACUUAAGAUGUAACAAUAACUCAACAAGUAAUAGUAAGAUUAUCUCUAAAUUUAUAAAAUUUAUAAUAUUUUUUGAAAACAGUGAUAAAGAAUAAGUAAGAGUUAAAAGUUAAAAGUAUAAUUCUAAAUUAUUUGUAAAUUUUAUUUUAUAAUAGAUUUAUAAAAU
Messenger RNA from Apis mellifera (honey bee), 2377 nucleotides. RefSeq names its product kelch-like protein 10 (gene klhl10). The transcript is spliced from 8 exons. Gene Ontology annotation, molecular function: protein binding. The coding region runs from base 29 to 2014 and encodes 661 amino acids. NCBI's taxonomy places the organism in Eukaryota, Metazoa, Arthropoda, Insecta, Hymenoptera, Apidae. The record is from RefSeq and is a predicted model, not a curated record.